AAGUCAGACGGGCAUGCGUGCUGGACGAAGAAAAAGAGAAGGACGUCUAUAUCGAACGACGAGCCAGAGCACAGUCGUUCAACACGCGGCGCGUGUUAUAAUCGUCUUUCUACGAUGACAACGGUAUUCGAAGAAGAUUUAAAUUAUGCCAUUGGUUGGAACCGGCUAAGCCUACAAAUACUUGGUGUAUGGCCGGAUUGGAAGGACAAUGCAAAUGAUCCUACCUUAUCGAAAUAUUGGUUCAUUCUACAUUCAUUUUUUAUGCUGGGAUUUGUCACUCUACCGCAGUCGGCAUAUCUUUUGAUGAUAUGGGGUGACGUAGAUCUGACGACAGAGAUUUUGGCGACGGGAAUCGUCCCGGUAUCCAUGUCUUGCAUAAAAUUGUUGUUCGCACGAUAUUAUUUGGAAUCUCUUAGACCACUUCUCAGUUCCUUCGUCGAAGAUUGGAAAAGAUCGAAAAGCGAGGAUGAGAGAUCGGUCAUGUUGGUUAACGCUAAAAAGGCAAGAAUCAUAUCGAUAUGGUGUACGACAUUAGGACAUUUUAUGACAUCGAUUCUCAUUCUACCUCGAAGCUUGAUGAUCGCGCAAAUGCAAAGAGAUCAAUUCGAUCCCCCAAGUACGGUCAUUUAUCCCGCUUAUUUUCCAUACGACAUUAGUGGAACUUCAGCUUUUUUAAUUUCUUGUCUCGGACAAAUCGUAGCGGCGUAUAGCGCUACCGUAUCAUACGUAGGAGUAGACACGUUUAUCACAAUGCUCGUCCUUCAUGCCUGUGCACAAAUUACCAAUCUCAGGCAUGCACUUGAAAAUCUAUCGAAUGGCACGAGCGAGAUAGCCAAUGAGUUUACAACAAAAUUGACGUGGAUCGUAAAGAGACACGAACAUCUCAACUGGUAUACUAAAUCGAUUGAGAAUUCAUUUAACAUGUUGAUGCUCAUUCAAAUACUGGCUUGCAUCGUUCAAGUUUGCUUUCAGGCCUUUCAAUUAGUUCGCAUAAUGGAAUACGAUGGGAGUGAUUUUCCCAUAGAACGAUUGGUUUUUAUUGUCUUGUUUAUAGUUGUUAUCUUGGUACAACUCUAUCUAUAUUGUUACGUUGGGGAAAUGCUUAUCGUUGAGAGUUCUGCAAUGGGCACGUCAGUAUACGAGUCGCAGUGGUGUACGUUGUCUCCAAAAGAUGCACGAAAUAUCAUUUUCGUGAUGCAUCGAUCUUCUAUACCAUUUCGUUUAACAGCCGGAAAAUUUGGCACUUUUUCGAUGGAAAUGUUUAGCAACAUUUUAAAAACUACAAUUGGAUAUCUUUCGGUGUUAUUAACGAUUUGCCGAUACGAUCGAGGGUCAAUUCAACGUAAUGCUACUGAUUCAGAUGCUCGGUUGUACCGUACAAUUGUGCUUUCAAUCUUUCCAAGCGCUCUUGUUUCGUACGUGGAUUACGCAUCUGGUUGGAACCGCUAUACCAUGAAGUUCAUGGGGAUAUGGCCGGAAGAGAGAAAGUUCGAUCGAGCAUCGAGUUACAGAGUGCUAAUACCAGUUAGCCUUAUGUUUCUCUUUAUGGCUUUACCACAAACUAUCAAUCUUUACUUCAUAUGGGAUGACUUCAACAUGAUCGUCGAUAAUCUUUCUGUGGCAAAUAUAACGGUGAUGUUAGCGCUGAUGAAGAUAAUCAUCUUUUGGUUCAACGGAAGACCCAUUCAGAAUCUUCUCACUUUAAUGACGAAUCAUCGAAAGGAGGCUGACACGGAAGAAGAAAUCAAGAAGAUGAUGACGAUUGCAAGGAUAUCCAGGAGGAUAUCAAUUGGAAGUACCGUGAUAACUAAUUCCGUAGUUGUACUCUGGGCAACAUCACGAUUUCUCUUGAUGCACCAAUCCGGCCAUCGUGCUCUCUUCUUACAAUCUUAUUUCCCUUACGAAUCAUUGAUCACACCAAAUUUCGAGAUGACGUCCAUCGGACAAAUUGUGUCAGCAUUUUAUACGGCUACGACGUACACGGCCGUGGACACAUUCGUCGCCAUGUUGAUUCUACACGUGUGCGGCCAAUUUUCGUAUCUUAGACAAAAAAUGAAGAACCUCAGUAUCAAUGACGACGUUGAUUUUCAAAAGAAGAUUGCAAAUAUUGUGAAGAAACAUGACACUCUUAAUAAAUUUGCUGACACGAUAGAAAACAAAUUCAAUGGAAUGUUGUUGAUGCAGAUGUUGGGUUGUACCAUAGAACUUUGCGUUCUAUUCUUCCAAGCACUUUUGUUGAUUACCGAGGAAAAUCAGGAAUUGUUCGUGUUUCAAAUGUGCUUCCUGACUCUUUACAUAUCUUAUAUUCUGUUACAAAUUUACCUAUACUGUUACAUAGGAGAAAAAUUAGUUUCAGAGAGCUCAAGAAUGGCCAAUGCAGCAUACGAAUGUGAAUGGUACAAUAUACCUGCCAAGGAAGCUAAGUGUCUUAUUUUAAUAAUACAUCGAGCACGAUCGCCAUUGUGCAUCACUGCUGGUAGAUUUUGUUCAUUCAAUCUUCAAUUAUUUACCAAAAUCUUGAAAACGUCAAUGGGUUAUUUGUCCGUUUUGUACACAAUGAAAUCCAAAAAUUUAGAAUAAAUCCAACAUGUUAGCCUAAUUUAUUAAAUAACAUAAACACUUAGAAACAAUUGGAAUUGUAGUAAAAUUA
Messenger RNA from Vespa mandarinia (Asian giant hornet), 2650 nucleotides. RefSeq lists its product as uncharacterized. Gene Ontology annotation, molecular function: odorant binding; olfactory receptor activity. Gene Ontology annotation, biological process: detection of chemical stimulus involved in sensory perception of smell; sensory perception of smell. Gene Ontology annotation, cellular component: plasma membrane. The record is from RefSeq and is a predicted model, not a curated record. NCBI's taxonomy places the organism in Eukaryota, Metazoa, Arthropoda, Insecta, Hymenoptera, Vespidae.